AUGGAUUCCGAUACCGUCCUACAGCUCCUUCUGCUGCAGGCGUGGUUGAUCCUGGAGAACACUCCCCUCAACCGCAAGAAUGCCUACUUCGACAUAAUUUUAGGCAGCCAGGACGUCCUGGAAGCAACCGCCAUUGCUGCCUGUCUUCAAUUCGCUCCUGGUCUGUUGGACGUCGUCCAAUCUGCCACGCCGCCUACCAUUGAGUUCUUCAAGAAUCUGCCAACUGUUUCCUCGUCCCGGUGGGCCGUUUACGUACUAGUCAUGGAAAAACUUGGCAGUCGUCCUCGUGUCUACUUUGGAUCUGGCACCAAUUCUGACGGUGGUGUCAACGCUCGAUUCGCACAAUACGACAGAGGCGACCGCAUUCCCCAGUUCGUUCAAGAGGCCCUUGAUGAAGGUUUCACGAUCACUCACAAGGGGCUGAUCUGCUGGAUUCCAUUUCCAUCUGCCAGUUCAGUGCCAGUUCGUCGCCUCUUGUUCUACCUGUUUGAAGCCACUUUCGCCUAUAUUUUCUGGGCCAUGCACACACUUGCCAAGGAUACUGCCAGAACUGAUUUCUGCUUGUGGGAAACUACGACACUCGACUAUGAUGGACUAUGUUCUCACUCCGCCCUUGCGGACGCAAUCAGCGCCGACUUCAACCUGUCAGAAGAGCAACUCGACGCCCAAGACGCAAUCAGAAAAGAGAAAAGGUACCAGAAUGGUAUUGGCUGGUACCAUAAGCAGCUGGCUACCAACUACGACGAAUUCCGUGCCAAAACAGCUGCCGCAAACGCCAGAUCCCGGGCCAAAUCACCAGAACGUCGUAAACAGAAUCUGGCAGCCAAAACGGCAGAAUUCCUAGAAAAUGACACUUUCCACUGCGAAGCGUGCCAUCGCUCCUUCACAAGCAAGGUCGGCCUCGAUGAGCACCUGGCAUCUGGCAGACACAAACGGGUGGUGGAGGGUAAUUUUUAUUACUUCUGCGACCUCUGCGGCGUCCCGGUUUCUCAGGCGAAACUUAUCGGUCGUCACAACGAGUCAAAGACGCACAUCGCCAAUCUGGCCAAGCAGAAGACUGGCAGCCCCGCGAAGAAAACUGGCAGCCCCACGACGAGGACUGACAGCCCCGCGAAGAAAACUGGCAGCCCCACGACGAGGACUGGCAGCCUCGCGAAGAAAAGUCUGGCAGCAGGCACCACCCAGAAGAGGACUGACAGGCCUCUGACGGGCUUUCCCCCGGCGAAAAGAAACCAGACAUCCAUCAAGGACUUUUUUGCGGCCGGCAACAAGGAAAAUCUGGCACCCAUCCAUCACCUGCUAACCAGUCCGCGCCGUAUUCAGUACAAUCCGGAGACGUAUAGCACAGACUUUGAUACUGCCGACCGCCUGUACUUCGACGAGCUGUCUUACGAGAGAGUCCUUGAUAUCUACGAGCUUGAGAAUUCCAGCGGUGUCGUCGUCUCCGUCGGUGGCCAGCUACCCCAGAACAUCGCGCUUCGCCUCCAAGAAACCGGACAUGCCAACGUUCUCGGCACGGACCCCAAAUCCAUUGACCGAGCUGAAGACCGUCAGAAGUUCUCCGCUAUCUUGGACAGCAUCGGCCUUGACCAACCUGCAUGGAAAGAGUUGACCUCUGUUCAGGAGGCCGAGGAGUUCGCGCAGCAAGUCAGCUAUCCUGUGCUCGUCAGACCCUCGUACGUCUUGUCUGGAGCCGCUAUGACUGUCAUCCGCAGCAAGGACGAGUUAAAGGACAAGUUGGAGGCCGCCAGCAACGUGUCGCCUGAUCACCCUGUAGUCAUUUCGAAAUUUAUUUCGGGUGCCCAAGAAAUCGACGUCGACGCGGUCGCCUCCAAGGGCAAAUUGAUUGUUCAUUCCGUCUCCGAGCAUGUCGAGCAGGCUGGUGUUCACUCAGGCGAUGCUACUCUCGUCCUGCCUCCACACUCUCUUGACGACAAGAUCAUGGGCCGGGUCAAGGAAAUUGCCGAGAAGGUUGCCAAAGCUUGGAACAUCACUGGACCAUUCAAUAUGCAAAUCAUCAAGGCCAAAGACCCUGAAGGUGGCGAGGAUCAGCUCAAGAUAAUUGAGUGCAAUCUGCGUGCCUCUCGAUCCUUCCCCUUCGUCAGCAAAGUCCUCGGAACGAACUUUAUUGAUGUUGCUACCAAGGCGCUCGUCGGUGAGCAGGUACCCGAGCCCACGGAUCUGAUGGCUGUCAAGCGCGAUUACCUUGCCACCAAGGUCCCACAAUUCUCCUGGACCAGGCUUGCUGGCGCCGACCCCUUCCUCGGCGUCGAGAUGGCCUCGACGGGUGAAAUGGCUUGCUUUGGUAAGGACCUGGUUGAAGCCUAUUGGACGUCUAUGCAAUCAUCCAUGAACUUCCGCAUGCCCGAGCCGGGUGAGGGUCUUCUCUUCGGCGGCGAGCUGAAGAAGGAAUGGCUCACCAAGAUUGUUGACUACCUGUCUCCUCUCGGUUACAAGUUGUUUGCCGCGGACAACGAGGUGAAACAAUUCAUUGAGUCCACAGCCGGGAACAAAGUGAGCGUGGAAGUGAUCGAGUUCCCCAAGGAAGACAAGAGGGCCCUCCGUGAGGUGUUCAAGAAGUACGACAUCCGCGGUGUGUUCAACCUUGCACAGGCCCGGGGCAAGACGGUGAUGGACGUGGACUACGUCAUGCGAAGGAAUGCUGUCGACUUUGGUGUACCUUUGUUCAUGGAGCCCCAAACUGCAAUCCUGUUCGCCCAGUGCAUGAGUGAGAAGCUGCCCAGGCCGGAGGGCAUUCCAUCUGAGGUUCGUCGGUGGUCUGAGUUCCUAAAAGGCAAGCCUUUGUAG
Molecule: messenger RNA, 2808 nt
Organism: Diaporthe amygdali
Lineage: Eukaryota; Fungi; Ascomycota; Sordariomycetes; Diaporthales; Diaporthaceae
Product: arginine-3
Exons: 3
Coding region: 1-2808 (935 amino acids)
Biological process (GO): 'de novo' pyrimidine nucleobase biosynthetic process; UTP biosynthetic process; L-citrulline biosynthetic process
Cellular component (GO): cytosol; cytoplasm
Molecular function (GO): ATP binding; nucleic acid binding; dihydroorotase activity
Source: RefSeq, a predicted model, not a curated record